UGAUCUCCUUUCCUUCCCACCUUCCUUUUUAUCGGCUUGUCACCCUUCACCUCCUUUGUCCACUCCAAUAAAAACCAAACUUACCAGAAAGGCGAAAUAAAGCUCAGUCAACUUGCUCUAUCUGCCUCUUCUGGUAAAGCUCUCUCCGGGCUUCUUAGUUCCCAGACGAGUACUAAAAAGGCCAACCCAUCUAACCUUCACACUUCGAUUUUUGUGACCGAAUAGGAAGACAAUUCAAAAGGCUAAUUGCUUGUUUUUCAUUGGGUUGUUUCAAUGGGGAUUUGCUUAAGCGCCCAAAUCAAAGCUGAGGGCACUUGUAACACAGGGGUUAGUUCAAAAUACAAUAGUAGUGAUGGGAAUUCGAGCUGUACUAGCAGCAAGGUCUCAUCAGUUUCGGUUCCUCAUACUCCGAGGAGUGAGGGGGAGAUAUUGCAGGCUUCCAAUUUGAAGAGUUUCAAUCUUGCUGACCUCAAAAUGGCCACCAGGAAUUUCCGCCCUGAUAGCGUCUUAGGGGAAGGUGGUUUCGGUUCAGUUUUCAAGGGGUGGAUUGACGAGAACUCUUUUACUGCUACAAAGCCCGGGACUGGCAUGGUUAUUGCUGUGAAAAGGCUUAAUCAGGAUGGCUUUCAGGGUCAUAAAGAGUGGUUGGCGGAAGUGAACUAUUUGGGACAGUUUCACCACUCUCAUCUGGUAAAAUUGAUUGGUUAUUGCUUGGAAGAUGAACACAGGCUUUUGGUGUAUGAAUUCAUGCCUCGAGGGAGCUUAGAAAAUCAUUUGUUCAGGAGUAAGUUCUGCCUAACUUUACCUUUUGUAAUUGGAAACAUAAUGAUUAUCGACUUAUCGAGUAUGGGAUAUUCAAUGACCACUACAAUUUUUCCUAUAUCAGGGGGUUCUUACUUUCAGCCUCUUUCGUGGAAUCUUCGUCUAAAGGUUGCUCUUGGUGCUGCAAAGGGGCUUGCUUUUUUGCACAGUGCAGAAACUAAAGUGAUAUACCGAGAUUUCAAGACGUCUAAUAUACUUCUUGACUCGAACUACAAUGCAAAGCUAUCAGAUUUUGGGUUGGCCAAGGAUGGGCCAACAGGUGACAAAAGCCAUGUCUCCACCAGGGUAAUGGGAACCUAUGGAUAUGCUGCACCAGAAUAUCUAGCCACUGGUCACCUCACUGCAAAGAGCGAUGUAUUUAGUUUCGGUGUGGUGUUACUAGAAAUGUUGUCUGGCCGGAGAGCAGUUGACAAAAACCGACCAUCCGGAGAACACAACCUAGUAGAGUGGGCUAAACCCUAUCUGGCAAAUAAGAGGAAGAUCUUUCGAAUCUUGGACAACCGUCUUGAAGGCCAGUACUCAAUGGAAGUAGCUCACAAGGCAGCUACACUUGCAUUGCGAUGUCUGUCAACUGAAGGCAAGUACAGGCCUAACAUGGACGAGGUUGUGACAGCUUUGGAGCAGCUUCAGAAUUCUAAUGCAACUGGCGACCAUAAUAAAAGCAACGAAUCCAGGACAAGAACUCGCAGACGAAGUGCCGAUGAUGUUAGUAGUAAUAAGAAGAGCACUAGUUCUUAUCCUCGGCCCUCUUCGUCCUCGCUCUAUGUUUAGAAAUGAAGUAUGAAGAUUUUACAAGUUAUGGUUUUCCUCUACUCAGGUGAAAGAAAAAACAAAAGAAACUAAAGACGCGGGUAUGCAAACACUGUCUCAUGAACAACCCACAUACACUUAUAUAUUUUUCCUUGCGGCUGUACAGUUUCUUAUGUCAAAUUAAUGUAAUCAAAACCAUGUUUCAGGCAGUCUUCUUGAACUUGUAAGUUGUAACAUAUCAAUGGUUCACCUCAUAAUGUUGUACGUCUUCUGUUUUUUUGUUUUCUUUUUUUUACCAAUUGUUUUGAGAAAAUAGAAGUGGCAUUUGUUUUGUAUUAUCACUAUCGUUAAAUAUCAUCGCAUUUUUCCA
Molecule: messenger RNA, 1942 nt
Organism: Humulus lupulus (European hop)
Lineage: Eukaryota; Viridiplantae; Streptophyta; Magnoliopsida; Rosales; Cannabaceae
Product: probable serine/threonine-protein kinase PBL9
Exons: 6
Coding region: 274-1593 (439 amino acids)
Biological process (GO): protein phosphorylation
Molecular function (GO): ATP binding; protein kinase activity
Source: RefSeq, a predicted model, not a curated record